Molecule: messenger RNA, 4082 nt
Organism: Carica papaya (papaya)
Lineage: Eukaryota; Viridiplantae; Streptophyta; Magnoliopsida; Brassicales; Caricaceae
Gene: ATIM
Product: timeless family protein
Biological process (GO): DNA repair; DNA replication checkpoint signaling; replication fork arrest
Cellular component (GO): replication fork protection complex
Molecular function (GO): DNA binding
Source: RefSeq, a predicted model, not a curated record
UUGCAUCUAAAAUGGCGCCAUAGAAAACCUAAGGUUCUCAAAUUACCAACCAGAAUCCCCUACUCAUCUUCUAUCUUCGUCUAUCUCCAGAGAAUUUCAUUGUUACUUCAGAUCUGAUUAUUUCGCUACCGUUUAAUGCUCUCGGUUUCUUCUCCGUUCAUCGUUAAAACAAAAGGCUAACCCCAUUGAAGCCAUAACGGAUAAAAAAUGGAAAUGGAGGGCUUAUCCGCUAUCUGUGCGGGUCUAGGCCUCGCGGCGGAGGACGAUGGUGGCAUGCGGAUCGGAUAUGUUAAGGAUGAAUAUUGCCUAGAUAAUUUGAAGGAUUUGCUGAGGUUUUUGAGGCGUGACGAUCCUCAAACACGUGAAGUGUUUAAGCAAGUCUGCAAAUGGAAUAUUGUGUCAAAGGAUUUGAUACCAAUCAUUGAACACUACCAAGACGAUCGCAAUUUGGUACUGAAUGCUGUGAAGAUAUUGGUGUUUCUUACCAUGCCUAUUGAGCCUUCUUCAAAUGACAUUCCGCUACAGAUAGAGUACCUCUGGGGGUUGAAGUCUUCAAUCACCCAUUCUAACACUGUUGCAGUGGUAGUUUCUCUACUUGAAGGACCGCUUGAAAAUUUGGAAUGUGAAGCAUUUACAGAGGAUAACUGGAAACUAGCCCAGCUAGUACUCACUUUAUUCAGGAACAUUCUUGCCAUCCAAGAAAUUUCAUCAAUUCAGAAGGCUGGAGGAUCCGCCUUCCAAUACUUGUCACUCAGAGAUAGAUUUCUCGAGCUUUUGUUUCAUGAGAAUGUGAUGGACUUAAUAAUAGUUGUGACUCAGCAUAUUGGUGGUUCGUCCGGUUAUUUUCAUGAAGAUAACUUGCUUUUAUUAGAAAUUUACCAUUACAUAUUUUUGGGUCAAGACUCAGAAUUAAUUGCCAAAGCUCAUUCAGAGGGCUCCAAGGUGAGGGAAGACAACAAAGCAUCUCUUGAUGGCCUGAAGUCCAUUAUGGAAGAGGAACAAGAGAAAAGAAAGCAUUCCAGACUCCAGAAUAUGAAUCGUCAUUCGCAGUUUACUGGAACAUUUACAAGGCUUGCAGUGGAUGGUUCUAAAGCAGUGUUCAAAGGAAAUCCCUCUUCUGUUUCUCUAAGUAGCACAGUUAAAUCACAUAAAGGUCAUAGGCCUAGUAAAAGGAUUGUUCAGGAAACAUGGACAUUUGCCUUCAACAAAAGCAAAAUUUUGGAAUUGCUCCAUGACUUCAUCAACCAAUUUCUGUCAGGCGGUUAUAAUGUCUUGGUGCAGUAUUGUGAUGAUAUCGAGAAGGAACAUCAUGCAAUUCAGAACAGUGAUAUCAUUGUUUUCUUCCAGGUUGCUCAGUUCAUUACUUCUUUCCAGUAUCACAAGUUUUUGACCUCUAAGCCAACUGUGGAGCCACAAACAUGUGAAACUUCCCCUGUUAAGCAAGCUGAUGUCACCUAUUUUAAGGGUGAGAUCUGUGGACCAAUUGCUGCGUCAAUGAAUGAAUCAAUGUUUUCACUUGUUAUUUCGAGGUGGCGUAAUGCUUUUGAUGGCUUGAAGGAAACAAAUAACUAUAAGUUUUUGUCUGCAGCAAGCUCUCUCAUGAAAACCAUGAUCUACAUGCUAGAUCUGGUGCUUAAGUUAUUGCCAGAAGCUUCUAAGGAGCCUCAGACAACUCGCAUCCUUCUUUACAAGCUUUUCUAUGAUCAGACCGAACAAGGAAUGACUCAUUUCCUCUUGAACCUUAUCAAAACAUUUGACACUCAUAGACAACCCAAAAGUGAUCUUGCAGACUUGGUUGGCAUGAUAUAUGUAAUUUUAUGCCUUAUGGAGAAUCUUCAAGCACGCGAUACAUUAAGGGUUUCUAAAAAGUCAAGGGCAGGCAAAAAGAAGAGAGUACCAAUCAGCAGGGAGGAAGGUGACGAUAAACGAUCUGGAGACCAUCCUCCUACUUUAAAUGACAGCAAUAUUUUAACUACCGAACAAGCAACUGAUUUUAGCACUUCAAGGAAGGACAAGUCUGUAAAGACGACAACCGAUGGGGAGAAAAAUACAAGCAGCUCCAUUCUACCUGAUGAACCUAGAAUGUCUGCAUCAGAAGUUGGAGGCAAUUUGUUGCAGAUGGAUACCAAAAUGUCCAAUCAUAUGGAUGAUCUUUGUUGCAGCAUUUAUGAAUCUUCUAGUGACGAGCAACCUGCUGUGACUAAUGAAGUUGAUUUUAAGGUGUCUACUUUCGUUUCAGGUUUUGCAAACAGCAGCAUCAUUCAAAACCUGUGCUGGUUGCUUAAGUUUUAUAAGACCAAUUCCAUUCAAACAAAUGACUACAUCGUAGCCAUACUGCGGAGGGUAACUGAUGAGCUUGAGCUCUCUCCAAUGCUCUACCAGUUAUCUCUCCUCUUGACUUUCCACGACAUCUUGGAUGAGCAGAAAUCUUGUCCAUCCAAGGAUUAUGCGAAUAUUGUUGAUUUCCUGACAAGUUUAGUCAGAAAAAUGCUAAGAAAAAUAAGGAAUCAGCCCCUACUUUUUGUAGAAUUGCUCUUCUGGAAGACUCGGAGAGAAUGUCAUUACAUUGAUGCAGAAUAUUUGUUACAUGAACUUGGCGCUCUGAAGAGAGAUAUUAGAAAUAAAGAAGAUAUUUCAGAAAAUGGAGAAAUUAGUUCAUCACAAACCAAGGUAUGGGCUAACAGAAGCAUAGCAGACGCAUUGGGCGAGGAUGAAGCUGAUGUUAUUAUAUCUCAUGACCUUCAAAAUCAGAAUAGGGAAAGUUGUGCAGAACAUGACUCUGAGAAGGCUUGUCAAAGAAAGAGAAGACUUGUCAUCAGUGAUGAAAUGGAGACUAAAAUCAAGGACCUCUAUGAUAAGUUUAAAGAUGAUGGGAAUUGUUAUCAUCUCAUUGCUGAAUCCUUAGAUCCUGAUGGUAGAGUUUCAGCUGCUCAAGUUUCGAACAAGCUAAAGCAGUUGGGACUUGGUGUUUCCCGAAAGAAAAGGAUGCGAAAUGCUGAUGGUUAUUUUUCUGCUAAUCCUAAUCAGCAUAAGGUAGAUGGACAUAUGGUGCAAAGUGAAAGCAUCCUCCAGGACUCAAAUGUCCUAGAACGAAGUUCGUCAACACAGCCUACGCACACCAGAAAAAGAGUGAGUGCUUUCAACAAAGAUCAGGAGGCAAUGAUUAAAGAUUUGUUUGAACAGUUCAAAGAUCAGAAGAGGUGCAGCUACUUGAUUGCAAAUGCAUUGAGUGCUGACACUAAAUUCACCGCGGCCCAAGUUUCUCGUAAACUGAAGCAGCUUGGUUUACUUGUCCCUUGGAAAGGGAAAGCUAAAGCCAACAUGCAACUGAGAGAUGAAGAAGAUGGUGACUUUUAUGCAGAUAGAGGAUUCAACUCUGACGAUGAAACAUUGUUAGCCUUCAGGAACAGGGGCAAGGGCAAGAGUAGUGGUAGAUUGCCUGAUCAGGAGUUACCUAAUCCAAAUAUGGAAGAUAAAAUGACAAAUAGUUCUGAUGAUAAAACUCUAAGCUCUGUCCUCAAGAAAACGAGGAAACUCCCUUCAAAUGCUGACGAUGAGAAGCUCACAGCAAUCCCGAGAGAAAGGGAAAUUGUUAAAACAAUCUCUGGAGAUGGAUGUACUAAAGUUAAUACAGAGAGGAAUACGUCCGUUGGGACCAGCCAGAUGGAUGUCUGGGAUGCCAAGAAGAACAGGUCUUCCUUCAGUCUCAGGCAGGAAGGCAUUUCGGAAACAGAAGCUGAUAGCAGCAUCAAAACCAAUCUGCCAGUAUCAUCAUCAACAGAAAUUUUGGAACAUGAACAAUUAGAUGAUGAUGAUGAUGAUGAUGAGUUAGCAGAUUCAGGGGAUGAUCUACCCCAAAAUGAAUCAAAUCAAACUGCUGCCAUAAAUAGGAAGAAGCUUAGGUUGGUAAUUGAUUUUGAAGACGACGAUUAGGAUGUCUAAACCAAACAAGGCCGGCGAUCCACCUUCACACUUAAGGUGCUGCUCUUUUCUUGUUUCAUACAACAAUAACUUAUCGCGAAAGCUUUUUUCGUGAACUGAAUCAAAUGUAAAUGAAAAUCAGUUUGGAUCGUACUUUUUAA